AUGGCCACGCUGGUGUGCCGGGUGCAGCUGCUGGAUGACACCGACCCCUUCAACAGCACCAACUUCCCCGAGCCCACCCGGCCGCCGCUGUACACCUUCCGGGAGGACAUCCCGCUCGCCACCCAGCUGGCCGGGGUGCACCGCCUCCUCCGCGCCCCGCAGAAGCUUGAUGACUGCACUCUGCAAUUGUCUCACAACGGUACCUAUCUGGAUCUAGAAUCGACCCUAGCAGAACAAAGAGACGAACUGGAAGGCUUCCAGGAGGAUGCUGGGAGGGGCAAGAAGCACAGUAUAAUUCUGAGGACCCAGUUGUCAGUGAGAGUCCAUGCCUGCAUUGAAAAACUUUACAAUUCCAGUGGACGGGAGCUGAGACGGGCACUUUUCUCCUUGAAACAAAUAUUUCAGGAUGACAAGGACUUGGUUCAUGAGUUUGUUGUCGCAGAAGGUCUGACUUGCUUAAUCAAAGUGGGAGCUGAGGCCGACCAGAAUUAUCAGAACUACAUCCUGAGAGCUUUGGGCCAGAUUAUGCUCUAUGUUGAUGGCAUGAAUGGCGUAAUAAAUCAUAAUGAAACCAUCCAAUGGCUGUACACACUUAUUGGGUCAAAGUUCCGCCUGGUGGUAAAGACAGCGCUGAAGCUGCUGCUGGUGUUUGUGGAGUAUACAGAGUCCAACGCACCGCUUUUAAUCCAAGCAGUAUCUACCGUUGAUGAAAAGAGAGGAGCCAAGCCGUGGUCCAACAUCAUGGAGAUCCUGGAGGAGAAGGAUGGGGUUGAUACCGAACUACUGGUUUACGCAAUGACCUUGGUUAACAAGACGCUGUCGGGAUUGCCAGAUCAAGACUCUUUCUACGACGUGGUGGACUGUCUGGAAGAGCUAGGCAUUGAAGCUAUUUCACAGAGACACUUGAACAAGAAAGGAACAGACUUGGACUUAGUUGAGCAAUUUAACAUUUAUGAGAUGACACUGAGACAUGAGGAUGGAGAUGAGAGUGCUGACCCCCCUCCCAGUGGGCGCAAGGACCGGAGAAGGGCCAGUCUUGGUGCUAGUGAGCGGAGGGGGUUAGAGCGCCGACGGAGCCGCAGGCACUCGGUACAGAACGUCAAAAGCACUUUAUCAGCCCCUGCGAGUCCAUGCAGUCAGUCAAACCCUAGCUUCAUGCUAGGCCACGGACAGCGUGUUGAAGAGCUCAAGGAGGAAGAAUGUGAAGAGGAGGAAGAAGAACAGCCAGUCACAGAGCCCAAUACUGAGGAUGAGGGGGAGGAAGAGGCCAGUAGGCAGGUCAAAGCCAGUGGGGUCCCAGGUGCGCAGGAGGCUGUGAAUGAAAACCUUUCACGGUGUUCUGAUUCUUCAGCAAUCUCCAGUGCUAUUUCUCCAGCUGAGAGGCCUCUCUCCUGCUCUAGAGCAGAGAGCUCUUCUAGCAGCUCCUCUUCUGUGCCUGAGUCAUGUGUCUCUCAUCAUAAUUCUGUCCUUUCAUCACCAUCUUCACCUGCAACAGCAUUGCUAAGCUCUUCCCAGAAUUCAUCAGCAUCCAUUACUCCAAAGGCAUCUCCAACAGUGGAGAAAUUACCCUAUGUACCACAUACUCCUUUUCACCUCUUCUCAUACGACUUUGAAGAGUCUCCAGCAUCUGUGAAAGAAAAGGAAGCAGAGGUGAUGAGGGAAAACAGUCCUUCUGAAUUUCUGCAUGUGAACAAAUAUUUUGAUUCCUUUGAUCCUUUUAAUUUUCGAUCUUUCUCUUCUAAUAGAUACAGUAGCUAUGGCAGCAGCUCUUACUCUUCUCCACGACCUUACUCUGGUGUGAGUGCCCCUACAACACCCACUUCUCGUUAUGGGACAACUCUCUCGACGCCUCAAGAAACCAAAUCUGACAGACCAGCUUUGGGUGGUCUCCUUACAUCAUCUUUUCGGCAGCACCAGGAGUCCUUGGCAGCAGAAAGAGAAAGACGACGUCAGGAGAGAGAAGAAAGGUUGCAAAGGAUAGAACGUGAAGAAAGAAACAAAUUCAACCGUGAUUAUUUAGACAAAAGAGAAGAACUAAGACAAGCAAGAGAAGAGAGAUACAAAUACUUGGAGAGGUUGGCAGCGGAGGAGUAUGAGAAGGAGCUGAAGAGUCGGAGCAUAAGCCGAGGCAGAAGUGAGCUGUCCUUGAACCUGAGAUCUCCUUCAGCCCCAUCCUCGCCUGUACCCAAGUGUGUCAGCCCAGCAUCCAUAGAGUCCCAGGAAGAGCUGAAAACCCCUUCCACCCCUUGUGGGACCCCUCAGCCCUCAGAAGUGAGUGCCAGUGAACCCGAACCAGAGACAGAGACAGAACCAGAACCAGACCCAGAGCAGGAGGCUGAGGCUGAGGCCGAGCAGGGAACGGAGACACCCAAGGAAAUAGAGGCUACAGAGGUGGGACCAGAGAGUGAGGUGGAGCAAGGACCAGAGAGAGAGCCAGAAGAAAGUGCAAUACUCAGUGAAAAAGAGAGGCAGAAUGAGGAAGUGAAUGAAAAAGACAACUGCUCUGCAUCCAGCAUAUCCUCAGCAAGCAGCACUUUAGAGAGGGAAGAGAGAGAGGACAAGUUAACCAGUGACAAUGAAACUGGUCCAUGGUCGCAGACCAUUCAGGAUGCUGGUGUGAAUGAGCAGUGCAGCAACAUCCUCAACAACAAGCGGUUUAUGCUGGACAUGUUGUAUGCGCAUAACAAAAAGCCCAAGGAUGAAGAGGAGAAGGAGCUGGAGGCGAAGGAAGAAAAGAAGGAGACGGAGGAAAGCGAGGAGUCACUAACUAGCCUAGCCAGUAGGAUCUCUAUCCUUCAGGCCACAAAGCAGGCCAAAGAUGAAAGUGUCAAAAAGAUGGAGAUCGGAAAUCUGGACAACCAAGGCAGUGUGAAAGCCUUUGCAGAAAAAUUCAACAGUGGUGAGCUGGCCAAGGGGACAAGCAUUGCUGAAGAUGAAAUUAGUGAACAGGUCCCCGAGAAAACACCAGCACAGCCAAAGAAGGAAUCUGACUACAUCUGGGAUCAGCUCAUGGCUAAUCCUAGGGAACUUAAAAUCAAAGACAUGGAUUUUACAGACUUGGGGGAGGAGGAUGAUGUAGAUGUGUUGGACAUGGAUAUGGGUCCUGGGGACUCCCUUGUUCCCCCUCCUCCACCUCCACCCUCCUUUCUGGGUUUGCCUCCUCCACCACCUCCCCCGCUGUUUGGAUGUCCGCCUCCACCUCCACCCUCUGCUAAUUUAUUGGCUCCUCCUCCGCUGUUCAGCACUCCUCAGGGUUUAGGGUCACCCCAGGUUUCUAGGGGUCAGCCAGCAUUUAUAAAGAAGAAGAAAACCAUCCGUCUGUUUUGGAACGAGGUACGGCCAUUUGAGUGGCAGUGUAAAAACAACAAACGCUGCAGAGAAUUCCUGUGGUCGAAACUGGAACCCAUUAAGGUGGACACUUCCAAACUGGAGCAUCUCUUUGAGUCUAAAUCCAAGGAACUGCCUGUCACAAAGAAAACUGCUGCAGAUGGGAAGCGACAGGAGAUCAUUGUAUUGGACUCAAAACGAAGCAAUGCUAUUAAUAUUGGCUUGACUGUGUUGCCCCCUCCCCGGACUAUCAAGACUGCUAUUUUGAACUUUGACGAAUAUGCCUUAAACAAGGAAGGAAUAGAGAAAAUCCUGACCAUGAUCCCGACCGAGGAGGAGAAGCAGAAGAUCCAGGAAGCGCAGCUGGCAAACCCCGAUGUCCCCCUGGGCAGCGCCGAGCAGUUCCUUCUCACCCUCUCCUCCAUCAGUGAACUCUCCGCCAGACUCCAGCUCUGGGCUUUCAAGAUGGACUACGAGAUAGUGGAAAAGGAAGUUGCAGAACCACUUCUAGACCUGAAGGAAGGAAUGGACCAACUGGAGCACAAUAAAACUUUGGGAUUUAUCCUUUCUACUCUACUAGCCAUUGGGAACUUUCUGAAUGGAACCAACGCCAAAGCUUUUGAGUUGAGCUACCUCGAGAAGGUUCCAGAAGUCAAGGACACGGUGCACAAGCAGUCCCUCCUGCACCACGUCUGCACUAUGGUGGUGGAAAAGUUCCCAGACAGCACUGAUCUUUAUUCAGAGAUCGGGGCCAUCACUAGGUCAGCCAAGGUUGACUUCGAACAACUCCAGGAAAACUUGUGUCAGAUGGAAAGACGGUGCAAAGCAUCAUGGGAUCACCUUAAGGCUAUAGCAAAGCAUGAAAUGAAGCCAACUCUAAAGCAAAAAAUGUCAGAGUUCCUUAAAGACUGUGCAGAAAGAAUCAUAAUCCUGAAGAUUGUUCAUAGAAGAAUAAUUAACAGGUUUCACUCAUUUUUGUUAUUUAUGGGCCAUCCUCCCUAUGCAAUACGUGAAGUCAACAUCAAUAAGUUCUGCAAAAUUAUUAGCGAAUUUGCUCUGGAAUACCGCACCACCAGGGAACGAGUUUUGCAGCAAAAACAGAAACGAGCUAACCACAGGGAAAGAAACAAGACCAGAGGAAAAAUGAUAACAGAUACCGAUGAAGAAGAGGAUGCUGAGUCUGGCAAGUUCUCCAGCAGCUCGCCCCCCUGCCAAAGCCAGCCCCAGGGGCUGCAGUACGCUGAGGACGCUGCAGAGCACGAGAACAUGAAGGCCGUGCUGAAGACCUCCUCCAUCGGCGGGGAAAGCACCACAGCGCUCGGGGUCCGCACUCGAAGCCGGGCCAGCCGAGGCCGUGUUGGUUCAUGGAAUGCUGGCAACGACGAUUCACCUAAUGCAACAGAUGACGCAGCAGAUGAGAUCAUGGAUCGCAUUGUGAAGUCCGCCACCCAAGUGCCAAGCCAGCGAGCAGUGCCUAGAGAGAGGAAGCGGUCACGAGCAAAUAGGAAGUCAUUGAGAAGGACACUAAAGAGCGGACUGACACCAGAAGAAGCCAAAGCACUGGGCCUCAUCAGCACCUCUGAGAUGCAGGUUUGAUGUCCCAGAGGUGGCGACGAGAAGAGCCGUUCAUCUGAAGCACACAGGCUGACAACCCUUCAGUGUGGCAUUGACCUGCCAGCCUCCUCUGCUGCUCCCAACAUCCCGUCCUCUGUUAAUUCGAUUUUAAUAAGCAACAAAAAGUGAAACCCCACAGCUAGGGCAGAAGAAGGGUGUGCCGCAGCUCGGCACAUCUGGACAGUAACUGAGGAAGUGUUUGAGUGCUUGUAGGUGAAAGCAUAUGGCUGCUUCUUCUCAUGGUGUGUUGAUGUGGGUAUGAGGAGGCUUUCUCUGAGUUAUUUGUCAUUGUGUAAGCUGUGUUUACGUUGGCUUUCCUUGUGCCCUGUUUUAGUCAUUGUAAAUGUAUGGCAUUUUGUCAAUGCAAGGAACAGUCCUUAAAGAGGCAAAAUAACUCCUGUUACAGCAACCCCAAUUUUCCUGAAGCAGAUUCAUUAGGCAAAGAUGCACAGUCUGCAACCCUGUGGUUUGUUGGGUUUUUUUAUUAUUUUGCCACCAAAGAAUGUAAAAAUGUAUGUGUACCUUUGUAUAUGUACAGAAUGAAUGUGUGGACAUGUGUGCGUGUAUCUAUACACAUACAGUCAUGGUGUGAAAUCAUGCUCUUGCUGAAGCUAGCUGGACCAUGAUUUUCACUCUGGGGCCUUACUGUUCUACCUGGACAGGAGGAAAAGAAUGUCUUUUUGCAGGAACUCAGUGUUAUUCAAUGAGAUUCACCCUGUGGGGCAGGAGAUGGCCUGCAAUACAGGUGGAAAGUUUAGGAUCCUGAAUUCAUAUGUAUUAAUACACACUCAUACUGUACAUAGCAGCAUGCACGUGGAGGAGAGGAGACAGAAUACCUCCCUCUUGUUGAGCUAUGGCUCUACUGUGCAUUUGUACGGUUUCAAAGAGAUCUAUGCCAACAAUUUUACAUACUCGAUAAAUGCAUUCAGAUGCUAAGAUCAAGAAGUUUUGUUCACUUGCCUGUGCCCUUCAUGCUGCUUUUCUCUGCUGCAAGAUAACGUGGUGGUGAUUUUAUUUCAGAUUAAUGGAUCUGAAUAUGAAAUGGCCCUGCUAAAAGCCUGCUGUGGUUUUGCUGUUCUUUACUCUUUUUUGUGAUUAUCCUUGAUGCAAGUGGAGAGGGUACCACAGUGAACACUCCAAUGUUUGCCCUUACCUCGGCUGUAUUAUAACUGACUUUUAUAACUGCCCUCAGCAUGUGUGUUUGAAGAACCUUUAGUCAACUCAUCUGCCUUUAAGUGGAGAACAUACACAGCAGUGAAGAUUAAUUGAACCCAGUCACCCUAGCCAGUGCUGAAGCAUUUUGAAGAGAACUGCAAACAGCAAUAGCAUAGAAGGGAACUUUUUAAGCCGAAGUCUGUAUAUGGCCAAUUGAUCCUCAAGGAUUCACAAGAUUAUCUCUUUCCAUUGCCUUAGCCUCUAAGAUUAAGGGUGUGUCUGCACAGCAGUAGCAGCUGAGGUUUCCUUCAAGCUACUUAACUGGGGAACUGCAGCAGUUUAGUCAUGGUAACAGGGUUUGAUUUUGACUGCAAAACACACUUGAAAAGUAGGGUUAAUUAAUAGUCUAUGCUGGUCUCCUAAUGCCAUAGCUAUGUUGCUUCUGGCACCUAAGCUAUGUCAGGUACUUCAAGUUACUCUACUCUGCUCUCAUUAAGGACAGGAUAAUCACUGAAGAUUGUUCAGGAUAGUGGAACCAAGCACAAUAAACCUUUGAAACCUCGGUCAUCCAUCACAUUGCAUUGAGCACAGCAUCCAAGUGAUGAGAGAACUAGGUAGCUGACAACACUGCAAUGAGAUCUGUGGUUGAACAUCCUAUCUAUGCUGUCCACCCUCUUGAUUGUAACAUUUCAUUCUUCAUCUGCCGAUGCCUUGGAUCUUAGCGUGUCAAAGUCCAUGGGGUAAAAAGUCACUAAUGCGCAAAGGUUCUUAAGGACAGCAUUGAGUUUGCUGUGGUUUUCCCCUCUGACUGUUAAAAAGUCAAUUUUACAAGUAGGCAGAAGGCAGUAGUUGUGUAAUUAAUAAAAUGUGUUUUGUAUUUGAAAGCUAUGGAAAGGAGGAAGCUGGUUAGGAAACAGAAAGAAGUGGCAUAUCCUUGAUUUCACUGUAAAAUAAGCAAGACCUAUGAGCAUCUGGAUUUUAAAGUGUAUCUUUAUGUGCUGCUCACCAUUAUAGACUUUUUAAAUCUCUCUUAAGGAUGCUUAAAACAAAGAAAUGAAGGUAAUGGGGGUUUGUGGAGGUCUUUGAAGUCUGAAACAAGAGGAAGACAUCCUGAAUGUAAUGGUUAUGUUGAACUGUGAUACUUGCUAAGUGAUAAAAGAAGCAAAAAUGCAACAUAGUGCAUUUAUGCUGACAGAGGUUCUAUAUUUGAUUGGAGGGAGAAAGUCAAACAAGUUUUUAAAACUGAGUAUUUUAAUUAAAAUAUGUUGAAUGUGCAAAAUAGGUGGCUGUUAGUGACCACUUGCUAACAGGAAACAAAUUUGUGUUUUGUUUAGACAUGGUACAGCAUCUGUGUCUGAAACAUAACAUAGCUGAUGAAUUACUAAUAGUUGGGCGUAUGUAUUUUCCAAGAAUUGUGCAAAAGUACAUAUGCUCCUUAUUGAGGAGAAAAUUAAAUACGGGGAAUGGGGUUAGAAUAAGUUCAGAAAAAAAAGCCGGUUUCUUUCAGAUUCUCUGGAUGCAAGUGUCUUACAUGUGAAGCAUAUUCUUCCUUGUCUAUUUUUCCAUUAUAUUUGCUUUUCUGUUCUUGCUCUCUAUUUGUAAAACUGGUACCAGUUUUUCUGAGGGAUAACUUGGUCAUGUUUAUGCAGUAGUGUACAUUCAGAUUAAUUCCACUGUCCUCAGUGUUUAUUGCAACAAGAUCAUCAAACACAGUAGCAAUGCAAUAAUUACAGAAAAGAUUUCCAUUUUGGUUCCUGAUAAAAAUGGCCAGCGGCCCAAUGUGCUAAUGUGUAAGGUGGCAAUAUUUCCUCUGGAGUCUGCUAGCAUGUCCUGACUGUGGGAAUGACAUUUGUUCCCCUUCAUCUAACUAGUGGAUUCCAGAUGAAAUGGAGAAAUUGGUUAUAUUUGCAUGCCUCUGUCUGUCUGUCUAAUCAGGUUGGAACCUUCAGGUUUUGAGUUGCUGCCUGCCCCUCCAUCAUUGAAAGAGCCCACCAUAAGGAUGUAACAGUUGUUUUAAAAUGUGUGUGAGAUAUGGAUUGGUUUUGUGACAAAUAUAAAGGUCUUGGAAACACGAUGUAGUAACACAUGUUCCCAUUUCUCACUUAGAGAUACAUGAAGGCUGUUUUUAAACACUUGCAGCCAUAAUAACUACCUCUCUUCUCUUUCUUAUAGUACCAGUCAGCUGCAAAUGUAGUGCCCAGAGUCUUGUAUGUCCACCAAGCUCUCAGAGUCGCUGCUGAUGUUCAUUUCAGCACCCAUCUCCUGCCAAUAACUUGUCUGUCCGUCUACCACCAUAAUGCCUUCCUGAUUUGGAUGCUGAGCUAAACUUUAGCACAUGAAAUGUCCACCAAUGGGAAGCUAUCCUAAUUUCCUUUCAUCUCCCUUGGUGUUUAAAAGCAGACUGCAUACAAAUACUUUGUAUUCCCUUGCUCCCAACUGAGGGAUAACUUUCAGUAGCAGUUAUGUGGCUGUGGGGAAGAAACACCCUCAGGGAAUGCUGUGUGCCACAAUCAAGAGUGAAAGAUCACUCACAAAAAUUAACUUCAUCACUCUUCACCUUUCAGUAAGGCCAAGCAUCAGGCUCAUGGAUUCCAGAUGUUUUAUAGCCCCUUGGCUGCUACAUGUGACCCUUCUGUUUGAUAGAUCCCUGUCCAUAAUCCAAAAUCAACAAAAAAGUGGUGUUUUAAUGAGGGUCUUUCUUGCUCCGAUAAAUACUGGAAACAGCAUCAAAAGCAGUUUUCAAAAUACAUUUCUUUUUCUCUUUUGACCCCCUUUUAUUGUAAAUCUCUGUACUGAUUGACUCUGUCAGCAAAGUAAGGCAUCAGAUUUGUAGGCAGACAAGACUUUGGCUUUAGCUUAAUACAAAGUCACAUGUGAGUAUCUAGAUAAGCGUUCGUGCCCCAAUUUAACAGAAAUUUGGAGUCAGAGUCUUGAUGUGACUGAACAGCAAGGGCCUCCUGCAAGGUGCUUCAUUCCCCCUCAAGGUACUGGAUAAUGUGGCAGGACAGCGCUUUAAAUCCCUGGUGUGCUAUGCUCUGAACAUACCCUGGUGAACCCUAAAAGCCAUGGAAAAGUCACAAGUGAGGACUGCAACAUCUACUGCAAACCUAAGGGGCCCAAUGCCACUGUAGGUGCAGCAAAUGGUUCCCUUUGUCAGGCAUCCUCUCCACACCGGCAUCCCUGGUAGUGUAACAACAGCAAGUGUAAAUCCAAAAUGCUUUAGAAACUGUUUGACCGAUGGUAGUCGUCUGGAUUCGGGUGUGUGUAUGCUGUGUGGUUAUUGGUUUUACAACGCUUUGGUUUCACUGAGAUGAAAUGGGGACAUGGUGGCAGCCUACCAGUGUCACAUCCUUUAUCCUCCCACGACAGCUCGUAGGCAGGCGUACAGGCUACCUGCCAUUAUCUAAAGGAUGUGCAGGGACACCAUGCCAGACAGAAGCACGAGCCUAUACCUCCCUCUUUUUCACUCCUGUACGCUCACUACGUGCGCGUGUACCGCUCCUCUCGUUAUCUUCAAGGCGUGUUGUGCGUGCGUGCGCAGGCGGAGACCCUGACCCUGUGCCGUAUUGAGAUGAUGGCUCUGCGUUUCCAGCAUUGGGAUGCAAGAAACACUUGCCUAAGCUGUAAGGACUACGACUGUUGAUGUUUCUCCGCAGGGAAAACUGCCAGGUACUUACAGGCUCUGAAAGAAAAUAAACUGAAGCAUUUUUGAAAGAGACGAUGUUUGGUUAAGGGUAACUGUUGAAAAUGAUUUGCAAACACUUGAACAACAUGUAAGGCCUGCCUUCCUUUUUUUCAACUGGGGCAGCAACUGGCUCAACUGGCAUUUCAGAUGCGAUCCCAAGAGGUUUUUGGCAAGCAGUUUAAUAGUUACAUAGCAAGUAAUUCAAGGAGUUUCAGAGAUGUUGUAUAGUUUUGUUUACUCAAAAAAAAGAAAAUUAAAAUUAUUUCUAAUUAGUCCAUUUCACAUUGAGUGGCAGAUAGAGAUAUAUUUUGUUUAAUCACUAUCUAAUACAGAGGCUUCUGUGAAAGAAAAGGUUUAUUUGUAGCAUUGGGUGCGUUUCUCCUUUUUAAAGACUGUCUUUGCGCAUAUAGUGUCCUUUUUUGUGAGAUGGGAAUUGUAAAAAAAUGUAAAGUAGAAAAGGACGUGUUUCUUAGACGAAGGAGAAAUACUGUAAAAUUGUGUAAAUGUCACUACUCAUGUUUUUUCGUGUUCUGUGUAGCAUAGUGUAAAAUAGGCUUUCCAGCAGUGUUAUUCUGUGAAUUGUAAUUUAAAAAACAAGCCAUGCAUGGUCAGAGAUAUUAUCUACAGGUCCUUUUGGUUUUGUUUGUUGUUUUCUCGUUUUAGGUAAAUUUGGUUUAUGUUAAAUUUUAUUGUCCAUGAAACUGCAUUUUUGCUUUUCAGUUUUAUUUCAUAAAGAACUUGAAUUACUCUUUAAGAUUUUAUUACACAUGACGCUUACCUACCGUUUGUAUUGAUCCUUCAGAAGCUUUGUCACAUUUAGUGUAAACCAGAGGGAUUUUCUUGUUAACACACCCCUCAUCUGCCUCUUCUCCCCCCACUCUCCACACUUUACUGUCUGGAAAGAUGCAGUCACACCUUUUUUUUUUUUUUCCUGUGCCAUGCAGGGUCAAUAUGGAAAACUGACCGCAGACCUGUGUCCAAAAUUUCUUGAUAUAAGUAGUUAAAAAGCUCACCUCUACAGCAUUAUGUAAACACAUCUUGCAAUAAAGCUUUAUAAAGCACUGA
Molecule: messenger RNA, 10846 nt
Organism: Gavia stellata (red-throated loon)
Lineage: Eukaryota; Metazoa; Chordata; Aves; Gaviiformes; Gaviidae
Gene: FHOD3
Product: formin homology 2 domain containing 3
Exons: 29
Coding region: 1-4923 (1640 amino acids)
Biological process (GO): cortical actin cytoskeleton organization; sarcomere organization; actin filament network formation
Cellular component (GO): cytoskeleton; cytoplasm
Molecular function (GO): actin filament binding
Source: RefSeq, a predicted model, not a curated record